AUGCAAUUCGACGCCAGUUUUCUCCAGAAAAUCGUUGCGGCAAAUGUGUUGAACGAAAGAGGUGGCCAAGUAAUCUGUUCAAAAUUCUUGAGUUUCCAGCACAUUCCAAAAAAUUCUACCGUCAUUCGAAGCUCCACUCAUGUUUGCCCACACUAUGUAAAGGGUCCCAAUGUGACGUACGUUUUUACUAUUUUUGAAUGUAGAUUUACAGGGUGUUUCAAGAAAAAUGUUACAAUCUAACGAGCUAUAUUUUUACAACAAAGCUACACAUGUUAAACUUGGCAUGAUGAAAGUUGGAACCACAAGUUUUUUGUCACAAAAUUUUAGUUUUUAGCAUUUUUCUUGGAACAUCUUGUAGUAUCACGCUCAGGGGCAUGCGGGGACUUUUGGUCUGAAAGCGGGGGUCGAAAAAGUUGGCACAGGUUGCUAGUCACCUGUGCCGAUUUUUUGCGAAAAAAUUUUUUCGAAAGAUCCACAGGGGGGACCACGUUCAACUUUUUUCGAAAAUUUUUUUCUGGGGGAGGGGGGUUCCCCCAGCGCCCGGCCCUGGUCACGAUAGCAUAAAAUUUCUUGUUAGUCACCGGAUGUCUUGCUGAAACUUCCUGCUGACCUAUUCAUGUUUAAUAUUUAGAAAGUUCACGUAUGACAAAUUUGACGUCACUGAUCUGAAUUACGUUUUUUCCUUAAAGGACAUCGACAAUCUGUAUGCCUAUCAAAACGUUAAGGGCGCGUAAGUUCUUUGAAUUUAAAAGUAGUGACGGAGUGACAUGUUUAGCAUAGGGGAGAAUCUGUUCGCAAAUAUUAUAACCUUUUUUAGAGUCUAUGGGCUUUAAGUGUGAAGUUCGUAUAAAAAUAUUUCAAAUUCUAAUUUUUAAGGUUUAUCGUCUUUAACUUUAAUCGCCACAAGCCAUUUUAUGUUCCCUAUUCGAAAGAAACAAAGCAUUGGAUGGUUGGAAGCGUGGUGUUGCAACAAGGGAAGGAUGAAAGGGUUGGCUUUUAUGAAGGUAGAUAUUUAAAAAGCAUCAACAACGGCAAUGUUGACCUUUUCCAUGAGAAAGUUAUCGGAAGUACUAAGGCUGGCAACUUAUGGUUUCGUAAUGGCACCUGCAAGAAGUUCGAAGCAAAAGAAGGCAACUUGGUUGGGUACAAUUGCUUAAAUCCCAGUGAACUGCUUUUAUCACUGGUACAGUUUUAGUUUUUGAUAAUAAACGUCCAUCAUAUGUAAUUUGUAUUUUUUGUAUUUCAGAAGGCAUUGAAAGAGUGUGGUGCCACCUUGAGUGAUGAUGAAGCCAGUGCGCACGACUUUGCCAUAUUGUAUUAUGAGUGAGUGGUUUGUUACCUUUUGUGUUGUACUGGUCAAAUGAAAAUGUCUUUUAAAAUAAUGGCAAUACUCAUAUAACAUAAUAUAUUGAAACUGUAGGCAAGCGCCCACCACCACAACCAGUACAACACUAGCCACCACCACUGAAAUGGUAACCGAUCCUGACGACGUAUUCACAACCUCAUCUGCGCAAUUGUGAGUUUGACUUGGACUGAAUUUUCUUCUAGCCUGCAGAGAAGGGGGUAGAGUGAAAAAUUUGUCAAUUUUGUUCAAAUUAGUAAUGUAAAUCGUUUAGGGAAACACCAACGACUACUGGCAAUGUAUCCACUGACACAAACGAUACAGGACUAUCACUUUUGGCGACGUAAGUUUAGAUGUUGUACCCCCCAAAAAAAUUUUCGAAAAAAGUUGAACGUGGUCCCCCCUGUGGAUUUUUGGAAAAAAAAUUUUUUGACUCCCACCCCGACACCAAAAGUCCCCGCCCAGCACUGGGUGUCAUGUUUUUGAAUUAAAAACUUAUUUUGAUCAUCCAUUUUAUUUAUUUUUCAAAAAAAUCUGAUGAAAAUUGAAUUUUACAAUAUUGAAGUUAAUCUACGUAUUUUAGAAUUGCCAUCGUAGUUGGUGUAGUUUUUGGAUUGGCGUUAGCAAUUUCGAUUUUCAUUUAUUGGAAGUAUUAUCUGAAGGAGAAGAAGAACGAAGAAACCGACAUAACUUCAUCAAAACCAGCGACGUCGCCUGGUAAUGCAGCUAACGAUAAAAGUAGCGCCAACAGUCCUUCUGGCAACAACCAUGGUUCUGAUGGCGAACGCGUCUGUUGA
Bursaphelenchus okinawaensis is the source of this 2139-nucleotide messenger RNA. The record is from the annotation of a GenBank genome assembly. NCBI's taxonomy places the organism in Eukaryota, Metazoa, Nematoda, Chromadorea, Rhabditida, Aphelenchoididae.